AUUUCCCCCCUUUUUUUUUCUUUGAGGAAAAAACAAAGCUGCCCUGUAACUGAUGACAGCCACGCAACGCAAGCCAGCGGAGGGCAAGUAUUGGGCUGAAAGUAGCUCGGCCCGGUAAUAUCAGGCCCAGCCCAUGUCCAUUCAAACGCGCGGCGCGGUGCACGGUGCGCACGAGCGAGCGAGCCCACGACAGUACACGCCCGCGCCCGACUCCGCCGCCGCCGCCCCAGCGAGUCCGCGAAGCCAUGGCGGGGAAGAAGCGCAAGUCCGGCUCCGAGAAGCAGCCGAAGCACCGCCUCCCGCUGGGCGCCGAUGCCGACGCGGUCGCCGCCGCUCGGGCGCCGCCAAGCAGCACCAGGCGGACGAGCUAGGAGGCGUCCAUCCCGUCCUCCCUCAGCGCCAUGAUCCUCCGCGAGGCGCGCAAGCAGCAGCAGGAGGGGAUGCUCGCCGACUCCAGUGACGAGGGGCCCUCAGCCGCCGCCGCCGCCGCCGCCAACGCCAACGCCAACGCCCAGGCGGCUCCGGGGCCGUCCACGUCGUCCUCUUUCCCCGUCCCCGCAGCUAAUGACGACGAGGACGACGACGUCGACGAGCUCGACGGGUUUGACGCGCUCAGCGAGUACGACGGCGGCGAGGUGGUGAUCAACGAGGAGGACGAGAGGGAUGUCAAAGGACAAAGCUGCCGAGCUCACACUUGGCGAUAUCAUUCUCCAGAAGAUCAGAGAGAAAGACGCCGAGGUCUCAACGGGUGUGUAUGGUCUUUUUAACUGUUAUUAUA
Setaria italica (foxtail millet) is the source of this 778-nucleotide messenger RNA. RefSeq lists its product as uncharacterized. Lineage: Eukaryota; Viridiplantae; Streptophyta; Magnoliopsida; Poales; Poaceae. The transcript has 2 exons. The record is from RefSeq and is a predicted model, not a curated record. Bases 402 to 767 code for a protein of 121 amino acids.